AGAAAUAUUUAAAAUUUUCAUUAUGGAGAAUAUUAUUGUAAAAGAACCACUUCAAACAUUAUAAUAAGGGUCUUGUAAUUUGUCACUUUUUAUUGUCUUAAAAUAUACACUUUGGAAAAUCUAACUUACAAUAAAGAGUUUUAUAUUAUUCAAUUAACUAUUCUUACUGAAAAAAACUAAACAUUUCAACGGAUGUUAAUGGUUUUCAAACAAUCCAAUUAGUUUGUCUGAAGAAUGUGAACUUAAAUCGAACAAAGCUGAAGAAUUAGGGUGCUUCAUUUAGUAAAUCAAUUUUUGUUUGCAAAAUUUUCGAAAAUAUGCACUGUAUUAGGAGAAUAGAAAAAAUGAGAGAAAAUGUGUUUUCACUUUAAAUUGUACUCAAAUUCAGUCAAAACGUUCUCCAUUCGCAUAAGCAUUCGCAAAUCAAUUUGGGCACAAAUUAGUAAAAACUGCAAAUAAAUAUUUAUAGUAUUCUUAUCACUCAAAUAUCUUAUCUAAAAAUCGAGGUAGGUGUCAAUAACAAAAAAUAAAAGUUAAUCGUGGAGUAGAGACGAAGCAGGCCUGGUACUCUACAUUAAAGAUAAGAAGGAACGACAAAUGAUGAGCUACGAUGGAUUACUAUCACUUUCGCAGUUGACAGAUGAGAAGUUAAAUCUCAUUCAGGGGAGUACGACUCCACCUUCGCUAAAUACGGGUAAAACAAGCGUCAAAACUGCAUCAUCCAACGGGGCGGACAGUGUUGUAGUACCUGCACUGGUCGAUGUUACAGUUGAAGAAGAAGAGCAAGCUGCAACAAUACAAACCAUUCAGUUGCCUUCAGUCAGUAGUGAGAGUAACAAUGCAACUUUUAUAGGAAAUUUAAGUGCAUCGACCGCAGCAGCUACUGAAACAACAGCGCCUUUUAACACAUCAGCGGACGUAUUGAACGCGGAUAUAUCAACUCCGCUACGGAAAAUUUCUGCAUCAUCACGAUUUAUGAAUGCGUUCCAGCAAUUAUAUUCGACCGCAACUGCUACAAGCACAUCGACUGACGCAGACGAAUUCGAUAUUGGUGCGAAUUCUACAAACGGAAUGCCUGCAGUCAGCCGUACACCCCAUAAGGGUAUGGAAUCAAAGCUUUUGACAAUGUGGCAUAACGUUAAAUAUGGUUGGAGCGGAAAAAUCAAACCAAAUUUCUCUAAAGAGCAGCCAGUGUGGCUUCUGGGGCGAUGUUAUCACCGCAAAUAUACUCCACCAUCAUCCAUGGAGAGCUCUACUGAACUCACUACAAACUCUGGUGGGGUAAUUUCAACGUCAAUAAAUAGUAGCUCUUACGAAACGUCGGAGCAAUAUUUGACUGAUAACAGCGCUGUCCCCAUUACCAAUAUUUAUCCGCCACUCAAUGCACACCAAGUAGAUGAAAUAGUAGUCCCACAAGAAUUAGGUAUGGACGCGGUAGAGAAUCAAGUAGUCGACCAUCCAUGGGAGGAGGGUAUAGAGGGUUUCCGUCGUGAUUUUUAUAGUCGUAUUUGGAUGACUUACCGUCGGGAAUUCCCGACAAUGAAUGGAUCUAAUUACACAUCCGAUUGCGGGUGGGGUUGCAUGCUGCGCAGCGGACAAAUGCUGCUGGCACAAGGGCUGGUUUGCCAUUUCUUAGGAAGAAGUUGGCGUUACGAUGCCGAAACGCAGUUGCAUUCUACAUUUGAAGACAAUAUCCAUAAAAAAAUUAUUAAGUGGUUUGGCGAUAGUUCUUCAAAGAGCAGUCCCUUCUCGAUACAUGCGCUCGUUAGCUUGGGUGAAGAAAUGGGAAAAAGACCAGGCGAUUGGUACGGACCAGCAUCCGUUUCAUAUCUUUUAAAACAAGCUCUAAACACAGCGGCCCAAGAAAAUGCUGACUUCGAUAAUAUAGCAAUUUAUGUAGCUAAGGAUUGUACAAUUUAUAUGCAAGAUGUGGAAAAGGAAUGUCGAAUACGAGAGCCGUCCCCUCAAAAGCAUGUGCCCUGGCAAACAACACGGCGUGCUGAAUUGCCAAAAUCACUAAAACAACAAUGGAAAUCGUUAAUUCUAUUAAUACCACUUCGUCUGGGAACGGAAAAGCUUAAUCCCGUCUACGCGCACUGCUUGAAACUAUUACUGAGUACAGAAUAUUGCAUUGGUAUUAUAGGCGGGCGGCCAAAACAUUCAUUAUAUUUUGUUGGGUUUCAAGAAGAUAAACUUAUACAUUUGGAUCCUCAUUAUUGCCAAGAAAUGGUCGACGUUAAUCAGGAUAAUUUCUCAUUACAAUCUUUUCACUGUAAAUCACCUCGAAAAUUGAGGACUUCUAAAAUGGAUCCAAGUUGUUGUAUCGGAUUUUACUGUUCCACGAAAAUUGAUUUUGACAAUUUUAUGGAAAGUGUGCAGUUAUACCUACAUCCGAUGCGUUGUACCUCCGGAGCAAUAGAUAAAUUUACAUCUUCAUCAAAUACUGGUGGACACAGUGAAGGGUCUCAAUAUUCUGAAAUGAACUAUCCACUUUUCACAUUCUCACGUGGACAGUGUCCUGAAGAAGAAUGGUAUGCAAUCAAUGAUUCUCCCUACAAACCAUUGCAGCAACAAGUAACUCAAAUGAAGCAGGAGUUUGAUCAACAAAGGAAUAGAAUGCCAUAUAUUAAUGCGCAAGAAGAUGAUGACGAAGAAACUGAAGAAUUUGUAUUACUUUAAAUAUUUUUUCGAAUAAUUCAGCGUUUCUAUUUUGGUUAAGUGAAAUCCAUAGCUAUUCAUCUCAUUUUCAUUUAAUAUCUAAUUUUCUUUUUGUUAUAAACACAUACAUUUUAAUGCAGCCUUUCAUUCAUUUAAAUUUGUAAGUCAAGCGCCUGCAUAAUGUGAUUGUACAAAAAUGUCAAACUCUCACUGUUUAUUCAGAACUAAUUUUACAUUUACUAUAAUCUAAAGCAACGAAUAGUGUCCUAUCCUUUGCAUCAGUUGGAUUUAUUCUAAAAGAGUGCAUCCUAAACGUAUCUUAAACAUUAAGACUUACUUAAUUCUUGCAUAUUUAGUAACUCCUUUUUGGAUAAAUAUUUUAUACAUAGUUACAGUGUUACCUGUCUGCGCAUUUUAACUGAAACUCAUUUCAUAAGCUUUAUAUUUCCAUUCAAAUUGUAGAUUAAUAUGAUUGCCAAGAAGUUUGCCAAACAAUGAAUUGAAAUUGCAUAUGUAACCAUAAUUAUGAGUUAUUGCUUGCGAUAAAAAUGUUUUGCAUUAAUAUUAACUUCUUGUUAUGAUUCAAAUAUUUAUUACAUUUUAUUUACGUAUAUGGUGUGUUUCGAUGAACGUAAAAUAUAAUUCCAUGUGUUUUGUAUUUA
Messenger RNA from Bactrocera oleae (olive fruit fly), 3320 nucleotides. RefSeq names its product Autophagy-related 4b (gene Atg4b). Lineage: Eukaryota; Metazoa; Arthropoda; Insecta; Diptera; Tephritidae. The record is from RefSeq and is a predicted model, not a curated record. Gene Ontology annotation, molecular function: protein-phosphatidylethanolamide deconjugating activity.